Messenger RNA from Nipponia nippon (crested ibis), 1924 nucleotides. NCBI's taxonomy places the organism in Eukaryota, Metazoa, Chordata, Aves, Pelecaniformes, Threskiornithidae. The record is from RefSeq and is a predicted model, not a curated record.
AGGCUUUUCUAUGCCGUAGGACUCUCCAUUGGGAGAUUUAAUGUCUUUUAAAGUAUUCUGAGGCUUUUCAGAAAGAUCUUAAGUGCAAAUUGCUCCUGCUGUAAGGCUCUAAUCCGAUGAAUUGAAAAUGAGUUUGGGUAUUUGAGGAGGCGGCUGUGCUGGGUUUUAUUGUCGUUUUCUGUAGUAAACACAAAUGCAACCUUACCAGUGCUGGACCUGGUUUGUCUGAAAUUUGGGUGUAUUCACUCAGUACCUGGUGGUUCUGACACACAUUUCUGAAACUUGUGUAUCCUUUCUACUAUCUUUGCUUUGACUGACCUUGCUCAGUGGAAUCCUUUGUAGUACUGGUACUUCCAAAUCUUGUGUAACAUCUGCCACCGCUAUAGAAACAGAUAAUGUAGUUAGAGUUUUGGAUGGCUAUCUUGCUUCCUGUUUGGUUUUCCUCACAGAAAUCUUUUUAGAACUAAGAGACUGAGAUUAAUCCUUUUUUUUUUUUUUUUUUUCCCCUCCUUCCAAUUCAACAGAUGCAGUUUAUGUUGCUUUUUAGUCGCCAGGGGAAACUGAGACUCCAGAAGUGGUAUGUCCCAUUAUCUGACAAAGAAAAGAAGAAAAUCACAAGGGAACUUGUUCAAACAGUAUUAGCCCGCAAACCGAAAAUGUGCAGCUUCCUGGAAUGGAGAGACCUGAAGAUUGUCUACAAAAGAUACGCAAGCCUCUAUUUCUGCUGUGCUAUUGAAGAUCAGGACAAUGAACUAAUAACUCUGGAAAUAAUUCAUCGUUAUGUAGAACUUCUUGACAAGUAUUUUGGCAGUGUAUGUGAACUUGAUAUCAUCUUCAAUUUUGAGAAAGCCUAUUUCAUUCUGGAUGAGUUCCUUUUAGGAGGAGAAGUUCAGGAGACUUCCAAGAAAAAUGUUCUCAAAGCCAUUGAACAGGCAGAUCUUUUACAGGAGGAAGCAGAGACCCCACGUAGUGUACUUGAAGAAAUUGGAUUGACAUAAAUCUUCACUUCAGCUGAUGACAUCUCAGUGUUUCAUACUGUAAAUGUUCACUGCCUUCAUUGUAAUGUUUAGCUAAUGGUGUAAGAUGCUGUUUGUCAGUAUUACUGUUUUGCUAAGCUGCUUCAUUCAGGCCUACAAGAAAAAUACUCCUUUGAAAAGGGAACAAGAAACUAAAGUCCAAAAAUCGCAAAUGAAAGGGAAUUAGAUUUAAAUCGACUCAGUGUCUCCCUUCACUGCAUUUAUAGGAAAAUUGCAUUUGACUUCAAUAAGUGUACUGUUUUUUUAUAAGCAAACUUGACUUCUUUAUGACAUAGCAUAUCUAAACAAAAAGAAACUACAUGGACAACUCCAAAUAUAAAAUGUUAUGGUGUAGAAAUUGUGUUUAUGCAACCAAAGACUCUUGUUCAUCUACAUUUUAGUCACCACUUGUGAUAAUUCUGCUUAUUUCAGUUGGUGCAUAAAGACUGGAAUUAUCUGUUUACUUCUGAAUUUGUCAUUAUACCAAAGAAUCCUGUUAGGAUCUGCAUAUCAAACUGGUAAAAACUGUUAAGGUGAUACUGCUUUUUGCAAGAAAACUGCAAACUGAUCAACUCACUAGAAAUGAAGGGGUAUUUAAGUGUAGCUACCUUGAGCAAAACUCUGCAAGUUACUAUACUAAAAAGGGAAUGCAUGUAGUUAAAAUUCCAAAUAAGGAAACUAUUUUUAGAUCUGAUGUUAGCUUGCUCUGAACAUAAACACAAGAAAAGAGAGAGGCUUUCUGACUGUAGAGAGAGGUGUGUAAUGGAAAUUGCAUACUUUUGAAGAUGGGAAAGGAGGAGCUUUACAAAAGGGACUUUUUAUUAUUUUCUUUCAAACUCUACAAAUUAACUUGUAUUUAUUGGUGUUUUAUAGUUAUGCUUUAAUGGGUGUAUAGGUACCUUAAAAAA